Candidozyma haemuli is the source of this 777-nucleotide messenger RNA. It is a transcript of the gene SOL3, whose product is annotated as 6-phosphogluconolactonase. The transcript has a single exon. Gene Ontology annotation, biological process: carbohydrate metabolic process; pentose-phosphate shunt. The record is from RefSeq and is a predicted model, not a curated record. Gene Ontology annotation, molecular function: 6-phosphogluconolactonase activity. The coding region runs from base 1 to 777 and encodes 258 amino acids. Lineage: Eukaryota; Fungi; Ascomycota; Pichiomycetes; Serinales; Metschnikowiaceae.
AUGGUUUCUUUAUACUCCCACAGAGAGUCAUCUGAUGUCGCCAAAGCCGUUGGCGCUUACAUUAUCAAGAUCCAGGAUGAGGCUGUGAGCAAAUCUGGAGUUUUCAAGGUUGCGGUCUCUGGCGGUUCUUUGGGUAAGGUUUUGAAGGCUUCGUUGAUUGACGAUGCACAGCUUUCCAAACAGGUCAAAUGGGACAAGUGGGAAGUUUUUUUCAGUGACGAAAGAAUCGUUCCUUUGGACCAUGCUGAGUCUAACUACGGUCUUUUCAAUGAGAAGGUGCUCCUGAGCUUGCCUGCUGGAUCUCCAAAGCCUAAGGUCCAUGCUAUCAAUGCUUCUUUGAUCACUGGCCAGGAUGGCCAGCUCGACGGUGCUGAUAGCAGCAAAGACGAAGCUAUUGCUGAAGAGUACGAGAAGCUCUUCGCCAAAGAUGCCCACCUUGACUUGGUUCUUUUGGGUUGCGGUCCUGACGGACACACAUGCUCCUUGUUCCCUGGCCAUGCAUUGCUCCAGGAGAAGAACAGUCUAGUGUCGUUGAUCAGAGACUCUCCAAAGCCACCACCAAGAAGAAUCACCAUCACCUUCCCUGUGUUGGCCCAGGCCAGCAACAUUGCUUUCGUCGCUGAAGGCGAGGGUAAGGCUCCAGUCAUUGACGAGAUCUUCACCAAGGCUGACUCCCAGUUGCCAUGCAAGUACGUCAACGAUCUCAGCGUCCCAGUGACCUGGUUUGUCAACGACGCUGCACUCAAGAACGCCAACGUGACCCCAUCCAAGUAUUAG